Messenger RNA from Hypoxylon trugodes, 1133 nucleotides. RefSeq names its product 14 kDa subunit of cytochrome bd ubiquinol oxidase. Bases 477 to 854 code for a protein of 125 amino acids. Gene Ontology annotation, biological process: mitochondrial electron transport, ubiquinol to cytochrome c. The transcript is spliced from 3 exons. NCBI's taxonomy places the organism in Eukaryota, Fungi, Ascomycota, Sordariomycetes, Xylariales, Hypoxylaceae. The record is from RefSeq and is a predicted model, not a curated record.
CCUCCAAAAAUUAUUAGGUCAUUUAUAUGGGCCACAACUUAGUCCUGUGAUUGUGUUGCCUGGUUGCCUUUGAGAAGGAAAUCCAUUGGAACUUAACCAACACACAGGAUAUACAGAUAUAAAAAGUAGGUUAUUGUGGUACUUACAAUAACUAGUCGUUCUGUUCCGAGUAUGACAAUGACAUCAAUUUCUUGGAUGGAUGCACAGCAUCAGAUGAUGAUGGUUCUGAGAUUUGGGACAUCCUGAUGGAAUUGAUGGAAUAUCAGCCCCAAUUUUGGAGACCCGGACUUUCGGUCGAACUGAAGUGGACCCGUUUGUUGUGGCAUGCAUUAGAUCACGUGAUGUCUUCGAACCCGAAGAGCGAUUUUGGAACUUCAAAUCUGAAAUCGAGAAGCUAACGCCCUAGUCAGAAUAUACAAUCAUUACGACCCCCCAAUAGCUCUCUCAAUUCCGCCAAAAACGAUUAAAUUGUCGCCAUGGCCUCCUAUCCUUCUCUGGCCCCUUUCAUCUCAAAGCGACCGUGGCUACUGAAAUUCUUUAAGCCCGUCGCCAGUUGGUACAGUAAUGCCGCCGGCUACCGUCAACUCGGUCUUCGAGCCGAUGACCUGAUUGUCGAAGAAAACGAAAAUGUCAUCAAGGCAUUGAAGCGCCUACCGUCGAAAGAGGCCUACGACCGCGUUUACCGACUUCGACGUGCGUUCCAAUGCAGCACCACCCACAAGCUGCUACCCAAAUCCGAAUGGACCAAACCCGAGGAGGACAUCCCUUAUCUACAGCCAUUGAUCAACCAAAUUCACGCCGAGGAGAAGGAGAAGCAAGCCUUGGAUUCAUUGACUGUUAUACGAAGUCACUAAAUUAACCUAGCGACGAAUACUGGGCGAGCCGAAUGGCAGACUUGUACAAAUAAGACUUGCAUUAAGGAAAGAGGAAUAGAAUUGGCUGAAAGGGCACUCCCAAUGAUUCCAAAGUGUACAUACCUAGACCACUUUUCCUCCCAUUGAGCUAUAAAACUACCGUCUGAACACAUGUGAAUCGUCUUGAUCUUAUGUUUUUUCUUUCUUUCUGGAAGAUAGUCCUAGUUAGUUGUAGCGCCAAUGAUAUAAAUACGAAACUACGAAAUAGAUCUAUACGAU